UAAACAAUCAGAGCUUGGGCCGUGGGAGCUCUUGGGUGCUCGCACGGCGGCGGCGGCGGCGGCGGCAUGGGAUUCGUGCAGGAGAGCAGGGAGAACCAGGUCAAGAAGAAAGCGGAAGAAGGUCUGCGCAGCAUAAUGAAGCAAAAGGCGCUCAAAGAAUGUGAUCAUUACACUGCAAAAUAUGCAGAAUGUGCUAUGGGAAGAACUAUAUCUGUAGUAUGGCAGUGUCGUAAACAAGCGAAAGAGUUGAAUGAAUGCCUUCACCAAUUUACUAACGACAGUGUUCUGGAGGAGAUGAAGAAGAACUACAUGCUCGAACAAGAAAAAAAGAAUAACAACAGGAUCUAAGCAACCGAUCGCAAAGUUGACUAUUUAUUGUUUGGAAUCUGGAUUCCCAUUCAAGAUCAAAGAAAGACAUAAUUGCUGACAAAGUUCAAUGAAUAUUGUGAUCUUGAACAAAUCUUUGCUGUAAAGCUUCCGAGAUCGAAAUGGUCCAACUCCAAAAAAGCAAAAAAGAUAUGAUCAGAAAGUCGGCAUCGCACAAUAAACAGGUCCAUUUGAACAACUCAUUAUCCUCUUCUUCAUCUUCAUCUUCAUCUUCUUCUUAUGCUUCUCAAUAUUUAUCUUUAUUUCUUAUGAUGACCAAAUUGAUAGUCAAAAGAAGUAGAGACUGUAGUGUGUGUGUGUGUGAAAAAGAUACAAAUAUUUUCAGAGGAUAAAGAGAACAAAAUCCAUGAUAUAUUCUCCUUUGAAACUUGUUCAGAUCAGAUAUAGAUCCAAGAGCAUUAAACCAACUUGCUUUACUACCAUUCUUUAUUGGGAAAAUUGCUCAUAUACCCCUAUAAAAGUAAGAAAUUGCUA
Molecule: messenger RNA, 861 nt
Organism: Dioscorea cayenensis subsp. rotundata (Guinea yam)
Lineage: Eukaryota; Viridiplantae; Streptophyta; Magnoliopsida; Dioscoreales; Dioscoreaceae
Exons: 4
Coding region: 67-348 (93 amino acids)
Cellular component (GO): mitochondrion
Source: RefSeq, a predicted model, not a curated record